UUUAAAAAAUGUUGCAAACGUAGAUCUUUUGUCCUAUUUUGAGGUAAACAUAUCAAUUUUUUAAAUUAAAAUCUUUCCGUAAAAAUGUUAGAUAUUUUAUCAUGCAGAUGGAGACAAGUAAUUUAUCUGAGCAGUUUAAUAAUAGUUUUACGGAAGGAGAUAAUACUACCUCUCAACUGAUAGAACUAAACGAGAAGUUUAAGAUCUGUGCUGGUGUUAUGUACGGCAUAAUAUUUGUACUGGGGUCUAUUGGAAACUUUAUGUUUACUUACAUAGUAAUCUCUACGCAGUCGACAGCUCACCAAAAUGAAGCAGAGGAUAUGUUUGGAUGGAACGCGAUUAAGAGUGUAACAAACUAUUUCCUGGUGAAUCUUUCAGUUGCAGAUUUUCUCAUUUCCUUCACAUGUAUCCCAAUACAGGUAACAAUUCUGUUCCUUGGAUAUUAUCCGUACGGUAAAGGAACAUGUCUCCUCUUCUCCUUUAUUCAACCAACAGCAGUCUGUGCAUCUUCAUUCACUCUAGUCAUAGUAUCCUUGGACAGGUAUAUGACUAUAAUGCACCCUCUGAGACAAAGAAUGAAGAAACCGAAGGGUGUUCUCUGUAUCAUCUGGCUUAUCAGUGGUGUAGUUUCCAUCCCUGAUGUUGUUAUGAUUCAGUAUACUGAGACGGGACCGGGUCGUUACCAGUGCCACAAACCUAAUAUCAUGCCGGCAUUUGAUGUGGUGAUGUUGGUGUUUGUUUACAUUCUGCCUGUACUGGUAAUGUUGUACACCUACAGUAUGAUGGCGUUGACCAUUUGGAGAAAACGAGAAAUAGGAGAGGUUCAAUCCAGCCAGCUUGUUACACGGAAAAAUCAAAUGCUUCGGUCUAAAAAGAAAAUGGUGAAAAUGUUGAUAGUAGUUGUGAGUCUGUAUACUGUUUGCUAUUUUCCGAUAAAUAUUCUGUGGCUUGUACUGUCCCAGCUAAAUCUGAGCCAGGCCCAGUUUGCGUACAUCUUUACUUUGUUCCACUGCUUCGCCCUGUUCCACACCAUAUUCAACCCAAUCAUUUACUUCUGGAUGAAUAGGAAGAUCAGACAACGGUUUCUCUUUAUAUCAUUUUUUCUAGAUCAGACAACGAUUUCUCUUUAUAUUAUUGUUUCUAGAUAA
Molecule: messenger RNA, 1148 nt
Organism: Eurytemora carolleeae
Lineage: Eukaryota; Metazoa; Arthropoda; Copepoda; Calanoida; Temoridae
Product: RYamide receptor
Exons: 13
Coding region: 102-1148 (348 amino acids)
Biological process (GO): neuropeptide signaling pathway
Cellular component (GO): membrane
Molecular function (GO): neuropeptide receptor activity
Source: RefSeq, a predicted model, not a curated record